Molecule: messenger RNA, 218 nt
Organism: Meloidogyne enterolobii
Lineage: Eukaryota; Metazoa; Nematoda; Chromadorea; Rhabditida; Meloidogynidae
Source: the annotation of a GenBank genome assembly
UAUUUAUUAAAUUAUUUCAGAAUUCUUCACAAACACCCCAAAACCUUUCUUUAGUGCUUAUGUUUGCCCCACGACUUCUCAUUUUUGGUUCAAUGUUAUACCCCAGUAUUGCCCACACAAAAGCAACAAUUAACAGCAGACUUGGCCAUUCAAAAACCUCUAGCCAGUCCAGUAAUGACCAAAACUAUCGAAUUGAGUCAAACCCCUCCUCGUUGUGA